Styela clava is the source of this 525-nucleotide messenger RNA. Lineage: Eukaryota; Metazoa; Chordata; Ascidiacea; Stolidobranchia; Styelidae. The record is from RefSeq and is a predicted model, not a curated record.
CGCUUAUAGGCUUCUCUUUUGUGCUCGGAAUAAAAUCAAGUUGCAAUGGGAGCAUUCAAAUUGCUGUUCAUGUGCAUUGGAUUUGCCACGACAGUCGACAUUUCUGUGAGAGUUCAAUUUAGAAGCAGUGCUGUGAUGACGUCAUACCGGAAUAAGGAAACGAUCACGGCAGAGAAUGAGGAAGAAUUGAGAAAAAAAUUGAAUGAAACACUGGAAAACGCGUUGCUGGAUAAACAGAUUGAUGAAGUCACCAUAACAACCAAAGUUUACCAUGGCAACAAGGUUUAUUCAACCCAAGUCACCAAGUUCGACGCAACAGCUCCAAAUGUACUGGAUGACACAACUUUCGUUACCGCUAAAAGUAACGACAACAGUAAAGCCGUAUUGUCCUCUACAACAAGAAGUACCAAAGAAGAUCAUGACGACAUAACAACAACUGUGAUUGAAAACGUGUUCACAAUUCGACCAAUCACUUCCAUUGCUUCCACUAGAUCCAUCCAGAAGUCGCCUGCGACUGCAGGUUAG